GAAGUAUCUGAAGCUGUACGCCGUACGCUGUACUGUGUGGACCAAGACCAAGAAAGAAUGUUUGUGUACACUGCUGACUGCUGUGAUACAUCAUAGAAAAAGAUGUUGAGACGCCAGACUCUUCCUUUUCAUAUGUAGUCAGCUAUCUUUCUAGUUGCUCAACAUGGCGAAAAGUUCAAGAUCUGCCUUUCGCUCUGCGGGUGGCAUCGUCGAAAUUAAGAGCAAGUUUGAGGCAGAGUUCCGGAGGUUUUCCAUUGACAAGAACAAGACUUCACAGUUCGAUGAGUUCUAUCUGCUCUUGGAAGAGUUGCAUGGAUUGAUAGACACUCCCUUUGUGGUCACUUACACUGACCCUGUGCACAUGGAUCUGCUUCCUAUCAACAACAACGAAAACUUUAUAAAAGCGCUCACCACUGCAAGACCUGGGCUGAAAGUAAUUCUGCAGAAAAAAGGUGAAAGUUAUGGAGAACUGUAUGGAUAUGGAUUACAGCCUGUGAAACGGCGGAAUCCAAUUUCCAAGCUAAUGAGUGGUGAACCUGCAGCAAGGCCUCGCAUUAAAAUCAGUGUAAUGGAAGACUUCCGAAGAGUUUCUGCUAUAAUUGAUGUGGACAUUGUGCCUGAGACUCAUCGCAGAGUGAAACUUAUGAAGAAUGGAUCUGAUAAACCUUUAGGGUUUUACAUACGAGACGGCACAAGUGUACGGGUCACCCCACAGGGUCUAGAAAAGGUCCCUGCCAUUUUUAUUUCUCGCCUGGUACCUGGAGGCCUUGCAGAGAGUACAGGUUUGCUAGCUGUCAAUGACGAAGUGCUUGAGGUCAAUGGCAUUGAAGUGGCAGGCAAGAAACUUGAUCAGGUUACAGACAUGAUGGUGGCCAACAGUUCAAAUCUAAUCAUCACAGUGAAGCCAGUGAACCAACACAUGACCCUGGCACCUCAGAGGGGGGCUGUGGGUCGCCAUAGCAACAUGUCCUCCACCUCGCAAAUUUCCCACCAAUCUCAGGCUUCCAAUAUCUCUUACCAUUCAGCAAAAUCGUUUGACAAUGAACCUGUGCCGGAAGUGGACGAUGAGGAUGAGAUUCAUGACCAUCUGUCACCUACGGCCACCGAGCCCCCCACAAGUAUUGGGGAAUCAUCCAGUAAAGACAAUAAAAGUUCGGCGAGUGACCCAGGAUUUGUGAAAAGUGAAAACAGUGAAAAGGGCGCAUCCAGCAAUAACAACAAUGGAAGCAAAGCAAAAAGAGAAAAAGUGAAAAAUUCUGAAGUUGAGAAAGAGAACGAUGACCCUAUUGUUACGCUGUAAUUUGGGAUUUUAUGGUUGUGAUCAGAGGCAGAGGGAAUGUUCAUUACUCUAAGCGAACAAGGUUGUUUCUGAGUUUCUUAAGUUCCUGAGCUGAGUCCAAGUCACACUGACCAGGUUGUGAUUUUUUUUUCUUUUUCUUUUUCGAGGCAGUGAAAUAUAUUUUAUCAGUUUUUUAAAUUUUAAUAUUGAUAUUUUAAGGUAAAGUUUCAUUUUGAGUGGAUCAAAUACAAUACUCAUUCUUAGGAAAGUGAUGUCACCGGUCGCGCGUUCCAAAGCAAAACAAAUUGCAUUUAUUCUAUAUGUUUUCAUAGGUUGAGAACAUAUUGCUCCUUUCAUGUAUCUCUCAAUGUGAAAACUUUUCAUGCUGUGUAUCUGACUCUUUCAAAGGCUGUAAGGAAGUAAGUUGGUUUUUGUUUUGUUUAUUAAUGGUGGAGUUCUUUUUCUUGAAAGGACUGGUGUUUUCAAAACUUUCAAAGACCAUGAGUUUUGAUAACUUGUAAUGAUCAAUUGAAGCUGAACCACGCACUAAGGAUCACAGAAACAUCUUUCUUAUAGCUAUUUGUGGCCUUGUUUCCAGUGGAGAUGGGUCCUUGUUUGUUGAAGAAUUGGGUGACUGUAAGAAGAGAGUAGCAAUAAUCUUUACUUAAAAGCUGUGUCUUCUGUCCUAUCUUGUAAUGCAAUCACAACAUGUAAAAUGGAUGCUUUUCUGGUGCAAUUUUGUGCGAACAAAUCCCCGCUGUUGUAUAUUUCUUCUUUUUUUUUUUUUUUUAAUAGUCCAGUCUCGUCUGUCAUGUGAUCUUGAGACAAGGUGAAUGCUUUUUUUAUUCUUAUAUCAUUAGACAAAAACCUAAUCUAUUAUAGAAUUCCUUUAAAGUGUCCACUGGUGGAAAAAAAAUGAGUGAAGCUGUUUAGGGAAAGAUAAUCAUAAUUAAUAUAAGGUAUAAAAUUACUUGAAAACUGAAUUUAGUGUGGCCUUUCACUUUUUUUUAAUGCUUCAGAACUGUUAUAGAUAAUGGUAGCUAUGUUCUCAGCUAUAAUGAAGAUAAAAGCUGUCACGUAUUACAUACACACACACACUGAAUAGAAUUUUGCCCUUGAUACUUGUUGAUUCAUGUAAAUUGAUUUAUACUGUCUUUGUGUACUCAAGUCUAAAUUCAUUAAUUGUUACAAAAGGUAGCAUGUUUUGGGGGUAAAAAUGAAUCUGUGUAUCAACCUUCUAUGCUGCAUUUUGUGAGUUUGCUGUCUCUUAUCUUUCUUUGUUAAUUUUCUGUAGAGUGUACUUUUUUUUUACAAUAUGAAAUUUAAAUUGAGCUUUGUUUUCAUUGUACACUGGUAGUGGGUAAUUCUACACUAGUAGUUGGUAUUGCAAUUUAUUGUAAUGUAAUUUGGCUUCUUUUUUUAGCAAAUGUUUGUUGUAUUUUGAGAAGUAAAGUCCCUGUCUCUGCUGAUGUUGAAAUGAUAGUUAUCUAUUUUAACCGUUACAGCCCCAGUCAUGUAUAUGUGAGGCAUCGUGGUGGAAUCAAGCUCUCGUCAAAAUUAUGAAAUCGAA
Messenger RNA from Aplysia californica (California sea hare), 2849 nucleotides. Its product is annotated as partitioning defective protein 6. Gene Ontology annotation, biological process: centrosome cycle. The transcript has 5 exons. Gene Ontology annotation, molecular function: protein binding. The record is from RefSeq and is a predicted model, not a curated record. Lineage: Eukaryota; Metazoa; Mollusca; Gastropoda; Aplysiida; Aplysiidae. Bases 164 to 1300 code for a protein of 378 amino acids.